AUGGGCAAGGAAUAUCGAGUGGCAUUUUUACUUUUCCUUGGUCUGGCACUACAAAUAGCAGAAGCCAGCUACAGUAUCAAGGGAGGAAGACAUCCGAUUUCCGUUGACGAUUCAGGGGUCAUAAAAGCUGCUGAAAUCAUCAUGAAGAAGAUAAACCGAGAACAUCAUGGUAAAAGAGCGUUAAUGCUGGUCGAAAUUGAAAAAGCAGAGUCCCAAGUUGUAGCCGGAAUCAAGUAUUUUCUUAAUUUGAAAGUUGGUGAGAGACAUUGUUUGCUACAGAACCUCAAUCGAAAGAGCAAGCUAGAUAAAAACUGUCCUUACAAAUCUUGUAGUGCUUUUGUUUAUUCGGCACCAUGGUUGAGAAAACUGGAAACAAAUUAUAAUUGUUGGGAAUAUGAAAAUUGUUAA
Messenger RNA from Cotesia congregata, 408 nucleotides. The record is from the annotation of a GenBank genome assembly. Lineage: Eukaryota; Metazoa; Arthropoda; Insecta; Hymenoptera; Braconidae.